This is a messenger RNA of Pestalotiopsis fici W106-1, 1161 nucleotides long. RefSeq lists its product as uncharacterized. Gene Ontology annotation, molecular function: FMN binding; oxidoreductase activity. Bases 1 to 1161 code for a protein of 386 amino acids. NCBI's taxonomy places the organism in Eukaryota, Fungi, Ascomycota, Sordariomycetes, Amphisphaeriales, Sporocadaceae. The record is from RefSeq and is a predicted model, not a curated record. The transcript has 2 exons.
AUGUCGUCUCUUUUUGCUCUUCUGUCUUUGGCAACUGUGGCUUUCGGUGCCCGUCCAUUCCUGAGUUAUGCAGAUACUGGCAUUGAUGUCGCUUUAUCUGGUGUCCCCAAUGGCACUCUGCCAGACCUGUCAGAGAUGAAGGCCUUGAAUGAUUUUGAAUGGGUCGCCGAGAGGAACCUCAACGAGUCCAGCUGGGCCUUCUACCGGGCUGGCGCGGGUGGAGAAUGGUCGUAUCGCAACAACCUCGAGAGCUACGGUCGGUUGAGAUUCCGUCCCCGUGUUUUGACCGAUAUCACACAGAUUGAGCAAAACAUGAACACGACCCUCUUUGGUCACACCUUUUCUGCCCCUUUCUUCAUGAGCCCCUUUGGUCGUGCAGGAUAUGCUCAUGCUGAUGCAGAGCUCAAUCUGGUCAAGGCUGCCGCAGAGGAGAAUAUUCUUUACGUCGCUUCCAUGCAUGCCACAAAGACAUUGGACGAGAUUGCAUCAGCCAAAGCCGAGGGCCAGAUCACGGGACAUCAAUUCUACAACGAGGGCACCGACGAGGACACACUGGCAUACUUUCAACAGGUCGAGGCGGCCGGCGGCAAAGCCAUCUUCUUCACGGUGGACUCGGCAGGCGAUGGGAAUCGUCACCGAGCUGCCCGCUGGAGCGUCACGUCGUCUGAUUCUGGCUACACCUACGCCACGUGGGACUACUACAAGCAUCUCCAAAACCUGACAAGUCUCCCCAUUAUUCCCAAAGGCAUCCAAACGGUCGAGGACGCCAAGUUGGCCAUCGCCUACGGGGCCCCCGCCAUUUUCCUGUCCAACCACGGCGCCCGGCAGCUCGACCACGUCCCGUCUUCUCUCGAGGUGGCCCUGGAAAUCCACGAGGAAUCCCCCGACAUCUUUCAGCAGAUUGACGUGUUUGCCGACGGCGGUGUGCGCUAUGGAUCCGACGUUUUGAAACUCAUGGCUCUGGGCGUCAAGGCCGUGGGUGCCGCCCGGCCCUUUGCCUUUGCCAACAUUUACGGCGUCGACGGUGUCAAAAAAGCGCUGCAAAUGCUCAAGCAUGAGAUUGCUAUUGACUGCUCUAAUAUGGGACUCAAUGAUGUGCAUAGCAUCAAUUCAUCCUACAUUAAAUUGAAUAAUCCUAUCUGGAAUGGAUGGUACUCUUGA